AUGUCUGACGACAAACGAGUCUGCCUUGCCUACUCUGGAGGCCUGGACACAUCCGUCAUACUCCGGUAUCUUAUCAAUGAGGGCUACACCGUGGUUGCUUAUCUCGGCAACGUCGGCCAGGACGAGGACUGGGCCGCCGUCGAGAAGAAGGCUCUGGCUCUCGGUGCCGAGCGCAUGGUGAUCGAUGACCUUCAGAAGGAGUUCCUUGAGGAACUUGUUUUCCGUGGCAUCCAAUGCAAUGCCAUUUACGAGGACAGAUAUCUUCUCGGAACCAGUCUUGCCCGGCCAGUAUUGGCACGCGCCCUCGUCCGCACCGCCCAGAAGUACAACUGCAAGAUUCUCAGCCACGGAUGCACUGGCAAGGGGGUUAGAUUUGAAUUAGCUUGGCGAGCACUCGAUCCUACUGUGUCUGUCAUCGCCCCGUGGCGCAUGCCGAAGUUCUUCAACCGCUUCCAGGGCCGACAAGACCUCCUCAAGUUUGCUGCCGAGAACAACAUCCCAGUUUCGUCCUCUCCCAAGUCUCCCUGGAGUCUCGAUGCCAACCUGGCACAUACCUCAGCCGAAUCGGGCAUCCUCGAAAAGCCCGAGGUGGUUGCGCCCAAGGAUGUCUGGACCAAAUCUGUUGAUCCGCUCGAUGCGCCCGAUGUCCCGACCAAGUUCUCUGUUACCUUCAAGGCCGGCAUCCCCGUCAAGCUUGAUGUGGAAGGCGGUGAAACCUACACCGACUCAGUCGAGCUCUUCAAGAAGCUCAAUGAGAUUGCAGGCGCCAACGGCGUUGGUCGAGUGGAUAUCGUCGAAUCUCGCUUUAUCGGACUGAAGAGCCGAGGCUGCUACGAUGCCCCUGCCCAUACGGUGCUGCGUCUAGCCCACGUUGAUCUCGAAGGCAUGACCGUGGACUCCAAGGUUCGCGGAAUUAUGUCCUGGAUCGGAAACGAGUGGUCCCAGUGCCUCUACAAUGGCAUGUACUUCUCCCCCGAGCGUGAGCUCCUCGAGAAUUCCAUCAUCUACAGCCAGAAGCAUGUGAAUGGCACAGUCAACAUGAUGGUCUACAAGGGAGCAGCUCAUGUCCUUUCCCGCUCUGCGCCGGACAGCAACCUGUACAGUGAGGAACAGGCUAGUAUGGAUACUCUCGAGGGAUUUAGCCCAGAGGAUACCAGUGGUUUCAUUGCCAUCCAGGCGAUUCGCCUGGAGAAGUAUGGCGCGGCCAAGAUCCAACAUGGCGAACCCCUGGUUUAG
Cordyceps militaris CM01 is the source of this 1236-nucleotide messenger RNA. RefSeq names its product argininosuccinate synthase. The coding region runs from base 1 to 1236 and encodes 411 amino acids. The record is from RefSeq and is a predicted model, not a curated record. Gene Ontology annotation, molecular function: ATP binding; argininosuccinate synthase activity. NCBI's taxonomy places the organism in Eukaryota, Fungi, Ascomycota, Sordariomycetes, Hypocreales, Cordycipitaceae. The transcript has 10 exons. Gene Ontology annotation, biological process: urea cycle; L-arginine biosynthetic process. Gene Ontology annotation, cellular component: cytoplasm.